Carassius carassius (crucian carp) is the source of this 3626-nucleotide messenger RNA. Its product is annotated as FK506-binding protein 5-like. The record is from RefSeq and is a predicted model, not a curated record. Gene Ontology annotation, cellular component: cytoplasm. Bases 619 to 3282 code for a protein of 887 amino acids. The transcript is spliced from 11 exons. Gene Ontology annotation, biological process: protein linear deubiquitination. Gene Ontology annotation, molecular function: cysteine-type deubiquitinase activity. Lineage: Eukaryota; Metazoa; Chordata; Actinopteri; Cypriniformes; Cyprinidae.
AAUGCGAGUUCAAGACAGUUGUGGACUGUGUAGAUGUCCGUUUAAUGGAUAUGGAGACCUCUAGAAUCAGAUUUCACUACAUUCCGUUAAUCUGAGACCAUGCACUGCCCUCUUCAAGUGCUAUGAAGGAAGAACUGGCUUGACUUUUCCGCCCCUCUUUUGGUUCAAAGCACGUUAUUAGACAAGAAACGAUAUUAUCAGUAGAGAACCUUGACGUUCACGGUUUCCUGUGGGGAGUAUAUUCUUAGACGAAAGUGAAACUGCAGACGUCCAUUAAUACACGUCGAUCUUCCUGGACGCAAAAAGUGGUCGUCUGUCUUGACAAGCAAAUGGAGAACUCUUCACAUUUAGGUUUGAGCAGAUGACCAGAUACUCCGAAGUGCAGUUUAUGGUCAGCUCAUGUAGAAACAAGUCAUUACAGAUACACAAUAUUUACAGAAACUGCUCACAUGUAUUGGUACGAGGUAUAUAGAAUCUUGUCUGGAGAAAUAAUAUUUGUAUAUGGCUAGCCCUCUGGAAGUGGAAGCGGCUUGCUUUAGAUAACGGCACAUCCUUUGGUCUGAACUUAAACCCAGAGAAGUGGAUUUAUUGAAAGCUAUCACUUCAGCCUAUGCCAGCAUGGGGAGCGUUUGGGAUUGUUGUGGACAAAAAAACCCUUGUUACGAUACAGAAGACGAGACUAAAGGUUUACUGCAUAGCUCUGCAUCAAAGACAUCAACCAAGGCAGGAACGGAUGUCUGCACCAGUCCAACUCCAGAUGAAGAGCACAGGCAUGAAGAUGAAACAAAACCACAGCUGGGUGAAUCAGUUAUAACCAAACAGCCAAAUGCAAAUGCCCAACUUCUUGAACCAAAGAGCUCUUACUCUGAAACAAUUAAAACAAUGUCAAUAUUAAAUACUGAAGUCCCUCCUGCAGCUGAAGUUAAUCAAAAAGUUUCUCUUGAAACGGCUCCAACAGAAACUGUAAUCUUAGCUACAGAACCACCAAAAACAGAGACUGAAAUCACUGAAGAAAUCCAGAACAUUGCAGCCGAAGUCUCAGAAGCAUCUCCAGAUGAAGCACUUGCGGAGAAUGUUGCCUCAGUGAAAGGGGAGAUAGAGGGUCAAGACAAGUCAGUUGAAGAGUUAGACAUCACAGCUGCUCUGACAGAUGAUGCAGGUGCUACCCCAACAAGUUUAGACUCAACACUCGCACCUGCUCUGGAGACACCUGUUAAGGAAGCACCUGUUCAAGAGGCAACGACGCUUGCUCAGGUAGAAUCUGAGAAGAACUCCUCCGAACCAGAGCCAGAAACACUUGUGGAGAUGAUAGGUGUAGAUGAGAAGGAAAUGAUCCGUAAUGAGGAACUAAAUCUGAAUGACACCAAUGAAUUAACACAUGAAGAGGCUGGUCUUAAUGACACUAGGGAUAUUUCACUGAUGGACAACAGCAGCACAGAACCUGACCCAUGCAGUUUAGGUCAGUCUAAUGAGUCGGAUGUUAUUGAGAAAAGCGUAGUGGAAGUGACUGCUGAGGAACCCAUCACUGAGCAAACAGAUGAAGUAGAGGACAAAAGUUCAGAUGAUACUCAUUCUGAGAUGACAGAGCUGAAACAAGUGGCAUCUGAAGUUUCACAAACUCAGGAACAUUCACAGGAAGCUUCAUCUCCAGAUGUAGAUAUUACGAAUGGACUCUCUCCUGCCAUAGACAAUGGUCUAGUGAAGGACCCUGGGAGUCUGAAUGUUGAGAACGAAAUGAAUGCUGGUGUCAUGGAGGUGGAAAAGCUGCCUCAAAAAGAAGACAUAGUCCAGGAAGUGAAUGAAGAAGCCUUGGAAACUGAGAGUCAAGAGCAACUGUCAUCUAAACCCUCUACACAAAUUGACAGCACUACUGAUAUGGACAAACCUGAAGUAAUGAAUUCUGUGGAAGAUCUAGAGAAGAGUGAAAAGUUUGCAGAGCAAGAGCACGAGACUUCAGAACCCAUUCAGAAUGGCCUGGACUCCAGUCACUCAGUGUCAUCAAGCCCCACUGAGAAAACUAGACUCACUGAACCAAGUGAUUCAGUUGCUGUAGAAGACACUGAGGCCAUAGGUGAUGUUCCCGUGUUGAGAGAGGCAAAAUUAGUGGAGGAAGUUGUAAAUGAUGCAGAAACUCGUCCUCAACAAACAGAAGAUGAAAAGGAGCAGCAGGAAAAGGAAGCUAGUGUUGCACAGAUAAACGAAGGAAAAGAAGACACUUCUGCCACCCCAAAAUCAGAGAUUCUUUUCAGCAGUAGCACAGUAGAGGUGAAGCUGAUACAGAAAGAUACGGAAGAGAGUGUGGAGGAAGUGCACGAGACAUUGGAUGAGAGUGCAGACCUAUAUCUGGGAGCUGAGGAGAUUGAAAUGGGAGCCAGCAAUAACAAGCCAUCCAAACCACUGCUGGAGCUCAUAAUUCCUGGUGUAGAGACCCAAUGUAGCGUAGCACCAGCUGUGGACAUACUGGCCUACAGUGAGAGAGAAUGGAAAGGAAACACAACCAAAAGCACUCGCAUCAGAAAGGGCUACAGUGAGAUGUCCCGUAGCUUUAGCGGUCUGAGAAGAGUCAGAGGCGAUAACUACUGUGCACUACGAGCCACACUGUUUCAGGUGCUGGCAAACAGCACAAAUAUGCCCACCUGGCUGCAGGAUGAAGACUUUCUAUUGUUACCAGAGAAGAUUGAAGCUCAGGAGCAUUUGAUUGCUAGAUGGGUGUUUCCUUCAGAAUGCAAGCCAGAGAAUGAAAAGGAAAGUUCUGUGGAGAGACUGAAAUGUUAUUUGGAUCUCCUUAAGAAGAAGUGGCAGGCAGCAGUGGCCUGUGAGAGCCCAGAGGAGAAGCACAAUUUGUGUGAGUGUGUGUUUCAAGGUGGGGACGAGGAGUAUGGUCUUCUGGAAGCACUAAAGUUUCUAAUGCUGGCCAAAGCUGUUGAGCUUCAUCAAAACAUGAUGGUAGAUCAAGAAGUGCCUGUGUUCUGCUGGCUUCUUUUUGCCCGCGACACAUCAGAAAACCCCCAAACCCUUCUGGCCAAUCACCUGAGCCAGAUCGGCUUCAGUGGAGGGGUAGAACAGGUAGAGAUGUUUCUAUUGGGCUAUGCCUUAAAGCACACCAUUCAAGCCUUCCGUCUAUAUAUGACUGACACAGAGGAAUUUGUGACACAUUACCCAGACGACCACAAGCAGGAGUGGCCCUGCGUGUGUAUCGUCACAGAGGACGAUCGCCAUUAUAACGUCCCUGUCAGGAGGAGCGUUCAACACCAGCACAGAGAAGAUAUCAGGAUAACCUAACAGAGGCCGCAGAGAACAAAUCUGAUCUACAAAGUGGCAUGAUGUUUGUUUUUCGAUAAUGAUCUGUUGGUCAUCCCGUGAAUAAAAAUAAGAGGAAGGGAAUUUACAGCAAUCUACAAAAAGAACAAAUUACAAGCAGAAGAGCUCAGGUUUUUCCCCUAAAUGAAUCACAGAGCUAACAUCAGACUGUCAGGAAAUUCUGUGAUCAACACUGGUUCAGAAAGGGAAAAAAAAGAACAACCUUUACUGCCUUUUUACUUUAACCCUCUUAUUUUUUUGUAUUAUGGACUGUUGGAAAUUGUGUUGAUCUACAUUGCCAAUAUAAAAAAAAAAAAAAUACUAAA